Diuraphis noxia (Russian wheat aphid) is the source of this 591-nucleotide messenger RNA. RefSeq lists its product as uncharacterized. The record is from RefSeq and is a predicted model, not a curated record. NCBI's taxonomy places the organism in Eukaryota, Metazoa, Arthropoda, Insecta, Hemiptera, Aphididae.
AUGAAUUCAAUAAAAAAUCAAAUACAACUAACACUGGAUAAGUUAAGUAAAUGGAGCCUCGAAACAGGUUUCACUUUUUCUCCGAACAAGACCAAAUACAUACUUUUCUCCCGUCAAAGAAAAACAACCAAACCUAUAAUUAAAUUUGAAAAGACAACACUUGACUACUGCGACAAUGUUAAAAUUCUUGGGUUAACAUUUGAUAAUAAACUCAACUGGUGCCAACACAUCAAACUGUUAAGAAUCCAUACGCUCAAAUCAAUUAAAAUUAUAAAAWCAAUAGUUCACACCGAAUGGGGAUCUGAUGCAGACAGUCUAAUUAAAAUAUAUAAAACCUUAAUUAGAUYGAAAAUUGGUUACGGUUCAAUAGUCUACGGAGCGGCUAACCGUAGAACCAUGCAAAUGCUAAAUACAAUAGAAAAUUUCGCCAUUCGCUUAUCUUUAGGUGCAUUUAAAAGUAGCCMAGUGCCAAGCAUAUUGUGUAUGGCUGGAGAACCUCCUCUUUCUUUAAGAAGAAAACAGCUCGAAACCAAGUACAUUUUAAAAAUAGCCAAACACCAAGAGAAUCCAGUGUACAAAAAAAAUCUUUAA